This is a messenger RNA of Mangifera indica (mango), 745 nucleotides long. Its product is annotated as thioredoxin-like protein CXXS1. The record is from RefSeq and is a predicted model, not a curated record. The transcript has 3 exons. Lineage: Eukaryota; Viridiplantae; Streptophyta; Magnoliopsida; Sapindales; Anacardiaceae. The coding region runs from base 248 to 625 and encodes 125 amino acids.
GACGAAUGUUAAAUAAGUUAGACAAAUGAAUUCCUUUAUAAAAGCGCUAGAAGUAUAAACAGGAUUGUGGAACCCAGGCAGAUAAGUAUAACAGGAUCUAUUACAUAUCCACUAGAUUUUCCUCCAAUCUAGACUUCUUCCACAAGGUAAACUUUGAAAGAAACUUGCUUUUCUUGUGUGUGUAUGUAUAUCUCGUUCCAGGACAGUCAAUACCCAUAAGGAAUUCAAUAAGAAAUAGAAGAAAGAUAUGGAAGGACAGGAUGAGCAACCCAAGUCUAGAGUUGUCAAAGUUGACUCAGUUGAGUCCUGGGAUUUGUAUGUUUCCCGAGCCAACAAUCAAGCCUGCCCUAUUGUUGUGCACUUUACUGCUUCAUGGUGCAUUCCUUCUGUGGCUAUGAAUUCCUUUUUCGAAGAAGCGGCGGCAGCUUAUCCAGACGUUCUGUUUCUCUGUGUUGAUGUCGAUGAUGUUAAGGCUGUGGCAUCUAAAAUGGAGGUGAAGGCGAUGCCAACAUUUGUGCUGAUGAAGGAAGGUGCUGUGGUUGACAGGUUGGUGGGUGCAAAUCCAGAAGAGAUAAGGAAAAGGAUUGAUAGUUUUGUCCAGUCCAUUCGGGUAUAUGUAGCCUAGUUGGUGGUGGUGUCUUAUUGCCAUGGUGAAUUCUGUAAUAAACAACUCUUCUACUUUUUUGAUGCUUACAACUGUCAUCUAUAAUGUUUGAUUAUGAGUUGCUGUGUUUGAUAUUCUGAA